AUGCCGGCCUACAGUGAUAUCCUCACUGCUCAUCAGCGAGAAGCUCUGGAUCGGUUGAUUUGUGGAGACAUGCAUGAUCUUGACCCGUGCAUUGGCGACGUGAGUUGUCAGAUGCGUGUGCCCUUCAUCCUCGACGCCUACUGGAAAGUUCAUUCUCGACUGCGCGAGAGAGGGCUACUGGAUUGCAUCUAUGAAGCAAUCAAACAACCCAACGGCGGCCAACAAGCGGCAAGACACAACGUCGAUGGGACUGUGGAAGGCCAGCUUGCAGCCUUGAGAGCCUGGCGACAGUAUGACGAUACUGUCACGGAUAUUCGUCAACUCCUCGGCGAAAAGACCAUCGAGCUGCUCGGGUUGUGCUAUUCACUUACCUUUUCCAACGCUCUCUCUUACGAUGAAUUUGGUACCUGCUUCUACUUUGUCUACUUGGGAAGUUUUGGGCCUCCCUCUCAUCAUCACGACAGCCACAGAAAGCUUGGUCCCGACAACCAGCUACCUAUACUUCGUCAGAAGCUGGCAAGCGGUAUCGUGGCGUAUUUUCAUGACGUCGUGGGGAGGCUUGUCGCGGCUAGUACACAUACAACCCGUGAAGUGAAGCAAGGGGACUUUAUAAACUGCAUUGAACAGCAACUCUAUGAAGCAGUCCACCGGCUGUCAUCCAGAAUCGAACAGCAAUAUCCACAUGCGGACAGCAUUCCAUUAGUUGCCUGUCAACCACAGAUGAGAGUGGUUCUAUUGCACGAAUUUGCUUGCAAGAGGCCAAUGGUUGUGACUGUCCGCCGUCUCAAAAUUGUCAAUUGCUCCGUCAAGGGACUCAUCUACACCCUCAGCGAUACACGCUGCUUGUACUACACACCCAGCGAGGAAACAGGCGUUUUUGAGCUUGUCAACAGCGUUGAUAACAAAUUUCGCAAUAUUCCUUGCUUAUCUUUUAAUUGCUGGAGCACAUAUCUCGACUCGCAGCCGGGACGCGGUUUGGAUUCGAGCAGUGACGCUGAGUACUUCCACGCCUUGGCUCAAAGCGACAUUUCGUGGCUUAUUGUUGCUUAUUCAAAUGUGCAUCCGCCGUUCGCAAGCAAGUCUGACGCCAAUGGUGAUGAUCUGCGUUCUACGUACGCAAAUAUUUGCGGAGCAGAGGUCAGAAGUUUCGACUACACCCGCGAGCGAUGUCAUGGAUUUGACCUGCAAAGGCAACGACUUGAGGAAAAACGGCCAACGUUGUACGAGGAACUGGUCAUGGCGGUUGACUUAGGACAGAGACAUAACUUUGCGAACGCAAGGCUCCUACCCAUGGGCGCGAGAUUCAGAAACUGCUAUGUGCGAAUUGGACACGCUGUGGAUUUUGCAGUAGAGCACGUAAAUGUCUCGACACUUGGGCGAGCCGAAUCAUUUUGCAUGAGUCUGAGAAGUCGCCAUGCAAGUGCUAGUCAGGCCGUCAUCGGACAGUUUGUUGUGAGAAUUGGUCGUUGUGGUGUUAGUUGCACGGAUGAAGGUUUCGCUCGCUCUCUUGGCGGCAUUAAGCACAAGAAUAAGAAGUGGGGCAGGUACGCGUCAAGAUAUGCCCAGAACUUGAUGCUCUGUAUAGAAUUCUCAAAUUCUACACUAUAG
This is a messenger RNA of Cordyceps fumosorosea ARSEF 2679, 1608 nucleotides long. RefSeq lists its product as hypothetical. The coding region runs from base 1 to 1608 and encodes 535 amino acids. Lineage: Eukaryota; Fungi; Ascomycota; Sordariomycetes; Hypocreales; Cordycipitaceae. The record is from RefSeq and is a predicted model, not a curated record. The transcript has a single exon.